This is a messenger RNA of Laetiporus sulphureus 93-53, 713 nucleotides long. RefSeq lists its product as uncharacterized. Bases 107 to 556 code for a protein of 149 amino acids. The transcript has a single exon. The record is from RefSeq and is a predicted model, not a curated record. Lineage: Eukaryota; Fungi; Basidiomycota; Agaricomycetes; Polyporales; Laetiporaceae.
UCCAUUUUCCGGGAAAUAUUCAUUCACUUGUCGCUACAGAGACGGGUGCCAAUUGUAUUUCUCCAGAUAAUCAUUGUCUCGACAACCUGCAUUGAUGUAAGUUGCCAUGGAAAAUUUGUCUCAGAGCACUUCAGGAGAGCUGCGUGCGACCAGUGGUCAUUGUCAAAACUUGCAGUUGGUUUCAUCCAGAAGAGAGAUCGCAUCAUGGUGUCAUCUCCAAACUCAUAACAGCAGUGCCAUGUCUUCUCCACACCAUUGUGACCCGCAAUUUCGCGAUAGAAAGGUCAUUUCCGCGUGUUGGGGCAAUCAAUUGCAGCGGCUGAGGUUGCUAUUGUCCGCCAAAGACUCGACCGCGAGGUCCCCGACUCGGAUGCUGCCCGGAGCGACUCUCUUGUCAUGGAACGCAACAUCAGUAUAUGAAGCAUAUGACGUCGUUCUUCGCAGUGGCAACCGUGGCGUACAGUCUCGUAUUGGAGUCUCACUCCUUCUUGAAAAUUCGGCUAGCACUAUAUAUUGCAGAAUCAUCUUGGCGCCAUUUGUGAUGGAAGUGAUUUAGAUAUUUUACUAGUAGGGGACAGAGUGAACGAACGUCGCUUCAUGUGGAUAUUACGAGUUGUCUAAAUCCAGGCCGUCUCCAAAGCUCCACCCUAUAAUCUAUACAAGAACCCGGGAAGACACGACAGUGCGGUCUACGAGCAUAGCAUGAUAAUGGU